Strongylocentrotus purpuratus (purple sea urchin) is the source of this 7725-nucleotide messenger RNA. It is a transcript of the gene coro7, whose product is annotated as coronin-7. Lineage: Eukaryota; Metazoa; Echinodermata; Echinoidea; Camarodonta; Strongylocentrotidae. The coding region runs from base 168 to 3026 and encodes 952 amino acids. Gene Ontology annotation, molecular function: protein binding. The record is from RefSeq and is a predicted model, not a curated record. The transcript is spliced from 26 exons.
AUCUAGAAUCAGCGAUAGAACACACACACAAACAUUGUUCCAGUGCUAAUCACCCAUUUCCGGAUUCUCUGCUAGCCAGUCAGAAUUAAUUUUCCGGGGUCUGAAACGUCUAUAUUUCGUUGAUACUAGAUUUGAUACCGGCUUGAUAACUUAGCUCUAAUACCAGGAUGAAUAGGUUCAAGGUUUCAAAGUUCAAGAAUGCAUUCUGUGUAAAUCCAAAGAGAGAGACCUGGAUAACCGAUGUUCGAACAGGAUCCCCCUCAUCAUGCGGGAAUCACAUCAAAGCCAGUGGGGCAUACAUGGUGUACAACGCCGAUCCUCCAAGUGGAGGUUGUAUAGGACUGUUAGAUGUGAAUUCUGUUGGUCGUCAGUCGCAGAACUUGUACUUGCAUCAUGCGCAUUCAUCCCUCGUCACAGAUUUAGACUUCUCUCCUUUCAACGAUUAUCUUCUGGCAACAUGCUCACAAGAUAAAACGAUCAAAAUAUGGGAUCUUCCAGAGGGAGGGUUUGCAGAUGGUUUAACAGGCCCUGUGUGUUCAUUCCAAGGUGGAGAGCGGAGAGUAGAGAAUGUGCUGUUCCACCCCACAGCCAAGGAUCUCUUGACUGCUUCAGUUUAUACCACAGUGAAAAUCUAUGAUUUGACUCAGGAAGAGGAAGCAUUAGCUGUUGAAGUAGCUGAGGACCAGCUCCAAGGCAUCAGUUGGAAGCUUGAUGGAACCCUCCUGGCAACCACCUCCAAAGAUAAGAAGAUUAGGAUAGUGGAUCCGAGAGCUAAUAGUGUCACCUCGGAAACACAAGGACACGACGACAUUCGUGAUUCCCGUGUAUGCUGGCUUGGGGAUAGGGACCACAUUCUCUCGACUGGCUUCAACAGUCGGAGAGCGAGGCAAGUGAAGGUUUACGAUACGCGUAAAUUUGGAACAGCGUGUUGCUCUGCGGACAUGGGAACAGCAACUGGAACGAUGAUGCCAUUGUAUGAUCCUGACACUCAACUUGUCUUCCUGUGUGGAAAGGGUGAUCAGAGGAUAGGAAUUUUUGAAGUUUUGGAUGGAGGAGCCAGAAUCUCUGAUUGUACCACAUACAGCAGUGAUCAGCAGCAGAAGGGAAUAUGUCUCGUUCCCAAGAAAGUCUUAGAUGUGAUGUCGUGUGAGGUCGGUAGACUUCUGCAGCUCACCAAACAAGGCAUCAUUCCUCUCAAAGUAGAAGUGCCUCGAACAAGUCAUCUGAACUUUUACCCAGAGUUGUUCCCAGAGACAGCAGGAGAUGAGCCAGCGUUGUCAUCGACCCAGUGGCUUGCCGGAGAGAAUGCACAAGUUGCCAAAUUUAGUCUUGAUCCAGCCAAGAGGAAGAAUAUGAAGCCCAAGAAACCAGCCAAUCAGGAUGCACCUGGGUCUGCUUCGUCCAAUCAGACACAAGCAGGAGGAGAUGCUCCAUCAAUACAAACAGAGGAUGCCAAACCCGAUGAGUCGCCAUCAUCAGCUACACCGGCCCCACCCGCCUCUUCCAGCACAUCAGCUGCCAUGGCAACUGCAUCGUCAUCAUCAUCAUCAUCAUCAGCUCCAGCAUCCUCCUCUACAGCGAAAGCUUCCAGCGCUGCUUCAGUCUCAAGAACUGAGAACGCAUCACCCAAGAAGAAAUUCACCAUGGCAAAGACAUCAAAGUUUAAGCAUUUACAGGGAACCCUUGGGCAGAGGAAAGAUCACAUCUUCAACAUCCGGAAUGCCAGCAUCAACGUGUUUGGAGAAAGUGAUGGUUUCCAUGCCAACAAGAAGUGGGCGGCUGUCCCUCUUGCUGGCAGCGGAGGUCUCAUUACCAUCAUCGAUAUAAACAAACCAGGCAAGCUUCCUGAGACGGGGGUACCCACCGUUCAGAACGGUUCCACCAUGAUGGACUUUUGCUGGGAUCCUUUUAAUGACUGCAGACUGGCCGUUGCUUGUGACGAUGCUAAGAUCCGUGUCUGGAGCUUCCCUGAGGAGGGCUUCGAAGGAACACUGACCGAACCAGACGUCUUCCUCUUAGGACAUCAAGAGAAAAUCUACUUCAUAAAAUUUCAUCCCCUGGCGAGUGACGUUCUUCUAUCAGCGUCGUUCGACAUGUUCCUGAAAGUCUGGGACCUGACAACGGGAGAGGAAAUAUUAUCCUUAGAGGGGCAUACAGAUCAAAUAUUCAGCGCAGCCUGGAGUCCUGAUGGAAAGAGAAUAGCCACAGUCUGCAAAGAUGGUUUGAUCAGGAUAUACGAACCAAGGUCAUCAAACACACCUGUCGCUCAAGGACCAGGUCCAGAGGGCUCAAGGGGUGCUAGAAUAUUCUGGGUCCACAACGGAGAGCUGCUCGCCGUUUCCGGCUUCGAGAAGGAUUCCGCCAGGACUGUGUCGUUGCACGAUCCAAAGGAUCUCACUGAAGCCUUGCAAACAUUAGUCAUUGAUAAGGCCAAUCCGGCCACACUGAUACCGUGCUACGACCCCGAUACACAUGUAGUCUUUAUGACUGGCAAGGGAGAGCGUUUAGUAACGUGUAUAGAAGUUUUGAAGGAGGCCCCCUACUUCAUGCCUCUGUCCAACUAUGCAUCGCCCGAGUCACAUCAAGCCCUCUCGUUUCUACCCAAGACGUGCUGUAGGAUCAAAGACGUUGAGUUCAUGAGAGCUCUAAAGCUCUCCAAGACAACACUGGAAACUAUCCACUUUACACUGCCCAGGGUUAAGAAAGAGUACUUUCAAGAUGAUGCCUUUCCCGAUACUAAAGUGACAUGGGAACCGGUUUCGACUGGUGCUGACUGGUUUAGUGGCAAGAAUGGAGAAGCCAGAACUAUGAACCUUUGUCCAGAAGGAAUGAAAUAUUUGAGCUCGAUACCCAAGGCUGGACCCCCGCCCAAGAAAUACUCCAGUGAACAAGAGCUUACCUAUAAGACCGAUGCAGAGAAGAGAGAAGAGAUUAUGUCUUCCAUGAAUACCAAGCUAUCCUUGAAGUCUGAACCUUUACCUCAGGAUAAAUUUGAAGGUGUUGAUGAUGAUGAAUGGGAUGAUUAAAAGGAGUCUCACUGAAACAGACAGGUGGACAAGAUUUUGACAUCCUGUUAUAGUAUGCAGAUGAUGAGUACCGGUAGUGCGCAACAGGGUGAGAGAGAUUAAGUGCAACCUCAAACCUGAUACAGUUUUGAAAUUUGUAAAGAUGGUCAUUUGCGCUGAAAUCAAUGCAUGCUACUUAACCUGUCAAUAGGAGAACAACUUUCUGUACCGUGUGCUACAAAAUAUGAGACUAUCACAUACAUUUAUAGGAAUAUAUUUUCAUCUUUCUGUAAGCAUACAUUUUUAGAAGGUUUAGACCAGGCCUUCUCAACUGAAUUAUUAGAAGUGUCAAAACUAAAAGAAUUUGUUGUUGAAGUGGCAACCUGUAUGUUUGACUGUGCUGCGAGGAGCAUAGCAACCGAGCCGAAAAUCGGCGGGGUCCAGGGCCAAAGCCUCUUCGAGGAUGAAGGGGGCAGAGCCCCCUGAAGCUGUAGUGGCUAUCUUUAAAGGCCCAUAGAUGUGGCAUUUUCAACAUCUUUUUAUUCCAAAAUAUAUCAAUCGUAAUUUCAUAUUGAUGUGAACAAAUUAGUACAAUUCCUUCGUACAAUUACAGUUGAGGUAAAUUUGAAUGUAGUUAUUUUGGUGCAAUAAACACAGGAAAUGUCAAAAUUAAGUGAUAAAUCAAACAAACAAAAGCAAGAUGUUUCCAGAGAUUGGCAAUGUUAAAAUUAGUAGCACAUCGUAUUAGCUUAUAGUUCUUUAGAGCUCAGGUUUAUAGUCUUAUAACAUGGUUAAAACAAUGUUAAAUUCCCCUUACCGCAAGUGCAACAAGUGGCGCAAGCACCGCCAGUUGAGAAAGUCUGGUUUAGACUUUGAAUAUUGUUGAGCUUUUGGUAGUUAAUAUCCAGCCUUGACUCUUUUUUAGUGCACAAAAGAUUACCAAUGAAUCAUUAAUUACAGUGCCAUUUAAAUGCAAAUGCCUAUUAGCAUCACAUCAAGGAUACAUAACGUAUCCAUGAAUCCUCCCGUUACAAAUUAAUUCCCAUUUUUUAAAAGGCUGUAAAUGUUAUUAUAUCCCCAAACUUCAUAAUGUGCUGGUCACAUCUUCAAAGCCUUAAGAUGUCAAAAUAUACCAUCUGAUUAAUGAACUUGUACCCUUGGCAACAAAUUAAUUACAAAGAAGCAUUUGUUUAAUAUCAGUCAUUAUAACCAGAGAGUUUAACAUACCGGUACUUGUUUGAAGAUGGGUUUUGUUCUAUGUAACAGUCAUUUUUUAUUUUUGUUUAAACAUGCCAAACUAAAAGUAUGAGUGUGCAGCUCAAGAAUCCUGCCAUUUUGUUAACAAGUCUGAUUAUUGCCAUGUGUAUCACAUGACUGACCACCUGAUAUCUGCCUCUAUUUUUUCCAUUUAAAGCAUUAAACCUGAUAUUUGUUUGAACUGACAAUAUUUUCUGUUCUUCCACUUAAAGGGAUCUGGUAUUAAACUUAGUCUUAGAUCCUUUAGAAAUAAUCCUUAAUUUAGCUCAUGCUGCAUUGAUAAUUAUAAACCUUAAGGUCAGUCAGGAACUCCAUGACUUUUACAAGACGAUCGCCUGUCUGAUUAUCAAGAUGUUAAUGAUUGGAAUUACGAAUGUUGAAAACAGUUCGCCGAAUGGUUUUCAAAACACUAAAGUCUAUUGGGGUAAACGAGUAUGGUAAAACCGGUCACUCAAAGAUUUUUACUUUUUUGAGGCACUUCUUGAGCAUUUUGAAGCGUGAUUUUUUAGGGCUUCAAUAUUACACCAUAUCACAGACACUGGUAACAUGUAGGACCGUGUAUCUCAUAUUUAACAUUGUUAAACGAUCCCUUUAACCUUCUUUCAGAGAUUUCAAUAACUAUAACCCUAAAUUGGUCAAUUUGGAAAAGGCAUUGAAUUCAAGAAAAUUGAUACUCAUUAUAAUAAAUUGAGCAGCAUGCACCGGUAUCAAGUAUUUGUGCUACAAUGAUCGAUUUGACAGUUUUCAUUAUAAUUUAUCAGUGAUAUGUGACUGGUUAUUGAUUGAGGUACACUACACUUGAGAAAAUUGUUAAUGAGAACAUGCCUCUGUAUAUGUGUGUGCAUUCACUGCAUUAAUACUCAUUUCCACAAUCUGUUUCUUUGUUCUUUCAUUAUAUUCCAUCUUGGAAGAAAAUGAAUCAGUUUUACAUUUGAUAAAAGUUUUAAUUUUAACAUCGUAAUUCCUGUAGCCUUUGAAUUUGUCUAUACAUUACAUAUAUGUUUUAAGCGUUGAUCAAAACAAGGUUUCUCAUUGAUAUUUUAUGCUUGGUCAUUAUGAAAUGAUGAGAACAAUUUGUAAUCUUUCUAGAUAUUUUAUAUGUUCUUCUGAACAGUAUGUUGAUGAUCAACUUGCUUUCAAGAGUGAAGAUGAUGACUUGCAUUGUAAAUGUUUUUGGAGAAUUAUAUGUUGUUUGUUAUAACAUUCUUAUAACUGUGAACUUGAUAAAUUUUACUCUAUUGGUGCCACAGAGAGAUAAAUUCCUUCUGAUAUUUUGCUGAGGUCGUCUGUGAAAGAAGAAGUGAAUCGUAUUGUCUUUAUUUUUGUAAAACAACAACAAAAACACAAUAGUUGUGUGUUGAGUAAUAUAAUUUGAAUGUAAGUUUGUCCAGUUUUUCUAACAUAUUGUGAUGUUGGUAUAUUGGUAAGAUUUAAAGAUUUAAAUCCAUGAAAAUACAUUGAUAAUUUGAUAUUUUAAUCACCCAUGAGAGAUGGAUACUUUUUUCUCAAUUGUGAUAGUUUCAAAUAUUGAAUAUGAACUGAGGAGGAAUGUGUUUUGAAAUGUCUCUAGUGUUUUAAAAUGUCAUUAUGCAUUAAUGUAAUGACAGAUUUCAUCAAUUUUGAGAUGUCGUGCAAAGUUAUACAGGUGUUUCUUCUUCAGUUGAUAUGAGCUGCAUUAACUUUUGUUAGAUUUAAAAGCGACACAUCAAAAUAACACCCCAUAUUUUUUCUUUCUGAAAUAUCUCUCAAAUGUUUUAAUUGGUGGUUUUAUGCAUUUCAUUUCAAUAAGUAAUUUCAGUCACUUGGUUACAGAAUCUGAAAAGAAUGGAAAAUAUUUUGUAAUACCGAUUACGGAACUUUGACAUCACAUUUUUAUUCCAAUUAUGUGCCCCCAUUUUCUUUCCCCAUUGGCAAUAAAGUUGGAAUAUGUGCACUUCUAUUCUCGUUGUUGGCGGAAAUCCCAUAGAAAUCCAAUAGAAAAGCGUGUUCAUUCUAUAACACAUGUUUCAAUGGGAUGUCCAAGAAGUUAGACUUAUGACGGUUUCAAGUAACUGCUCUCUGAUAUAAAAAACAAUAGAAAAGGAACUGAACACAUGGCAUUACUGACUGUUGAAAGCCAAAAGGACAUUCAUUAUGUGUGAAAGUAUUUUGCUGUUUUGGUUUUAUACGUGUAUGUUGUUUUCUUUCAGUUCAGUAUUAAGGUUUGUAACAUGUUGAUUUUUGUAUUGGUUACAAAUCAUGUAUCUCUUUCAUUUCUUUCCAUGAUAUCAUUUCCAUUUUUAUUGAACUCAGUUUUCAUCUGACUGUACAUGUUAAAUUAUUAUUCAUAUUUCAUUCUUUAUCUUUGAAGUUUUUACUUAAGUGAAUUUGUUCAACGAUAUAUUGGAGUUAGAUGGUGACAGGACAUAAGUUGCAUGAUACUUGUAUCAUAUUAUACUCUUUCAUUGAUAUAAAAAAAAAAAAUUGUUCAAGAGGUGAUUUUUUAUUUUAAAAAACAAACAUAACGAAUAUUAUCCAUAUCUAUUCUUAGUGAUUAAGGAUUAAAUUUCACAUUCUAAUCAAGGAAAUAUGUAAAUUCAGGAAAAGUAUUUUAAUAGGUAUAAUGAUGAUAUUUUGAAUAUGUAGAGAGUAUUAAGUGAGUGGUAUGGAUGUGGUAGAAAUCCACAGGAGGAAUCAUUGUUGUUCAAUGUUGACCAUCAAGAGUCCAAGCAAUACAAUUCUUCUUGUCAUUCCAAAAACGGACUUCUUUCAAAUGAUCUACAUUCAACAAAGGACAGAUCACACCUGAACGAUAAGAAUAAUGAGACUGUUGCAAAAUCGUUGCCUGCUUUUUUUUGUGCAAAAUGAAUUUUAAAUCAUUGAUUGCAUGUUAUAUGCUAAUGAGCCUCCUUGAAAAAUAUUAUCAUCUCGUUGGAAUAGCUCAGCGAGUGAAUUUUCUCAGGACAGACCUCAUUGAUAAUACAGGUAUCUGUUGAUAAUAUCUUUUAAUAUCACAUCACUCCUUGGAUACGAAGAACUUACUGUCUGUGCCUACAUAUACAGUGUAUGAUUGAUAGAAUCAAUAAUUUCAUAGUUGCCCAAAUCAUUUAGGUGGGACCAUUUUUAUUGUUAACCUUAUCAAUGCAUUUAGUUGUAUUUGCAUUUGUUUAUUCUUCUUUAUCAUUCAUUUUGGACCAUGCAACCCUUUACGCUGACAUUGUUAUAAUCAGUAGACCUCAAAUGUACUAUAUGAUGUUGUAAAGAAAGAUUGGGAACAUUUCUUUGAUUUCCCAAGUGGUAAAGAGUAUAUAUUUUUGGAAAUGUACAUGUAUAUAUUUGACAUAUACUGUACAUUUAAUGUGAAUUGUUAUGUGUUUGAUAAAUCAUUUGUUGUUGGGAAUGAUAUGAUUUGUUUGUGUGUGUUCUACGCACUAUACGCAAUGAGGGCCGGCAGCAUGAUAAUUAUGAACAAUAAAGUUUUGAC